Molecule: messenger RNA, 984 nt
Organism: Phytophthora sojae
Lineage: Eukaryota; Oomycota; Peronosporomycetes; Peronosporales; Peronosporaceae
Exons: 1
Coding region: 1-984 (327 amino acids)
Source: RefSeq, a predicted model, not a curated record
AUGGAAGCUCGUGAGGCAGCAGCACAACAGGAUGACACGGAGGUACCGGACGCCAACGCUGCACCGGAUCUCGUUUUGCCUUCGACUCGUCGUCCCAAGCGCAGGGCUAGUUCAGUGUCAUCUCAAUCGGAUUCAGCCACCACUGGAUCUGGCAAGGAACGCAAGAAGUCUCGACCUGGUGAUGAACGCAAGAAGUCUCCACUCGCUCGCAAGGAGAUGAAAGAUCUUACUCCUGAAGAGCUGACCGUGAUCGAGGAACCGGGUCGAGGCAUCACUUCGUGGUACCACAAGGGCAUCCUGACCACUUUUGCACCCAGUACGACUUACGCCGUCUACCAGUCCGCAGGUUUCCCUGACUACGCACCGAACCACAACGGCGGGACGGGGCCACUCAAGGAUCGCUUCAAUGUGGACGAGUACCGGGCGAUCAUGGAGACCCGACCGGGCGAGCGGAUGUACAAACGUCGUGUCAUCAACCUCCUCUUCCACAAGCGUUACGCCUUGGGAGUGAAGGUCCACGUCGUGCUGACCAAGAUCGUGAAGUUCAUGAAGGACAACGCGCUGGUCAUCUGGUACGCGGGACACUGGGUGACGUAUCCAGAGGACUCGUCGUAUGGGGUGAAGGAGAAAAAGAAACGCAAGGGUCUGCAUGAUCCUGUCAUCAAGAAAUACGCCGAGUUGAUCACCGAACUUCUGAAAGCAGGAGCCCCGAAGACGAUUCUGUACGAGCCGGGCAUCUGGGUAUAUCCUGCGAAGGUCUGUCCCUGGAUCCUGUUUGACAAGUCCGAGAAGAAACCGGAUGGGAAGCCGUACACGAUGGCCGAGCAGCUCGAAAUCCUGGAUCGCGAAGAACCGGCUCGCAUCCAGUGGACAGGGUGGACCCUCGAUAGGAUCAUCGCGGAUCGUCCGGCGCACAUCCGGAAAAUGCUGCUGUCUCCCGAUGAGCGUGCCAACAACUGGGUCUGCGCUGAUCACCGUAGCUAG